Molecule: messenger RNA, 1129 nt
Organism: Branchiostoma floridae (Florida lancelet)
Lineage: Eukaryota; Metazoa; Chordata; Leptocardii; Amphioxiformes; Branchiostomatidae
Product: ankycorbin-like
Exons: 8
Coding region: 408-872 (154 amino acids)
Molecular function (GO): actin binding
Source: RefSeq, a predicted model, not a curated record
AUGCCCCUGGCGGGACACUUGUAAAAUGGCGGCCGGACAAACUUGGUUCACAGCAACAGGAGGUUCGGGUUAGGUCGGCGCUUUUCUGGGGUUCACGGCGACUUCUUACCCUGUUGAGCUGACCUGUGCGACUAUGGGGAUCUGAGAACACGGUAAACAGACUGGUUGCCAUGGCAAUACCCGCCUGAUGCCUGCACACCUUGAGGCUGACAGGAGAGACAGUGCCCUACAUACCUGUGUGUUACCUAGCAGGGAGCCAGCAGUGUCCCCACAUUCGGAGGCUGGCAGAGACUGUGUCUUGGUACCUGUACCUGUACACGUACCUGUACCAGUACCUACACCUGUACCUGUACCUGUACCUGCACCUGUAUGUACUGUAGCAGGGAACCAUCUGUGGCGGCACCAAAAUGAAGAGUCUGAGAGCAAAGUUCAGGAAAAGUGAGGCCCAGGAGUGGGGUAAACACGACGAGAGACUGUGGCAGGCAGUGGAACAGGGUGAUGAUGAGAAGGUUGUUGCAGAGCUGGGGAAGAAGGCUUCCCCCUCCAAGAUGGGCCCUGAAGGGACGUCAGCGUUCCACCUGGCUGCCUCCCAAGGCCAGCUGGAGUGUCUGGACAUCAUCGUGGCUCACGGGAUAGACGUCCUGCUGACAGACACGUUCGGGAGAACUGCAGCUCACUCUGCAGCCAGAGGGGGCAGCGCUGAAUGUGUAGAGCGGUUACUGCAGAAAAGGUGCCUGUGUCCAGUGAAGAUACAGACGGAAUGUCCCCUUUACACCAUGCAGCUAUCGGAGGCCACAUCUCAGCAGCCCUGGUCCUGUUGCAGCACCAGGCUCCCAUCAAUGCACAGGACAAGGAGGGUAAGACCCCCCUGAUGCAUGCUGCCAGUCUGGGACAUGUGCACAUGGUGAAACUGCUGGUGGAUCAGGGAGCGGACAUGAAUGCACAGGACGGAGUCACUAACAGUACUGCCGUGAUGCAGGCGUGUGAGCGCGGAAACACGGACGUGGUCGAACUCCUGGUCAGGAAGGGGGCAAAGGUCGACCUACAGGACGUGCUGGGGCAGACGGCCGCCGACUACGCCAAGUCGUCCGGACACGCCGAGCUCAUAGCCACGCUCGAGAUGGCGCCC